AUGGAGGAAAAUGGAAGUAGUUACGAUGAUCGGCAGUUGAAAAAGUGUGUUGUGAUCGGAGGUAGGAGAUUCAUAGGCCGAUCGCUGGUGGAGAGGUUGCUCAAACUCGGUAAUUGGAUCGUCCGAGUUGCCGAUUCGAAUCCGUCACCUCAAAUCCUCCCUUCUGAGUCAAUCCUCUCUCGAGCCUUUUCCUCUGGCCGCGCCUCGUAUUUCCACGUCGACCCUCUCAAUAAGCCUCAAAUCAUCAAAGCUAUUGAAGGCGUGCCUGUUGUAUUCUUUACUGAUUCUACGGGUUCAUUCCCUUGUGAUUUCUGUUUUUGCUAUAAUGUUAUUGUUCAAGGUGCAAAAAACGUUGUCAAUGCUUGUCGAGAAUGUAAAGUGAAACGGCUAAUAUACAACAGUUCUGCCGAUGUAGUUAUUGACAUUACACGUGAUAUACUUAAUGGAGAUGAGUCCUUGCCAUACCCUGACCAAUUUCAGGAUAUUGUGGCCAGCCUUAAGGCUCAAGCGGAGGCACUGAUAUUAUCUGCAAAUGAUAUUGAUGGCCUUUUAACAUGUGCACUUCGUCCUUGCAAUGUGUUUGGACCUGGAGAUGAAAGGCUUAUUCCAUUUCUGGUGAAUUUGGCAAACUCUGGAUGGGCGAAGUUUAUUAUAGGAAAUGGUGCGAAUCAGUCGGACUUCACAUAUGUGGAUAAUGUUUCCCAUGCUCUUAUCUGUGCGGAAGAAUCUCUGGAUUCUCAAAUGGUUUCUGUGUCUGGAAAGGCUUUUUUUGUAAAUAAUCUGGAGCCAAUGAAGUUCUGGGAAUUUGUAUCUCUUGUACUGGAUGGCUUGGGUUAUCAGAGGCCCAUUGUCAAUGUUCCUGCAUGGGUGGUUCAGUAUAUUCUUUUGCUUAUGAAGUUGAUGCGUAUAAAAUUGAACGGUGGAAAGCUAGACUACUUUGUUUCAGUUCAUUAUGUUGCUAAUCUGGCUGCACACACAAGGACAUUUAGCUGUUCUGCUUCUCAAAAACAUAUUGGAUAUUCUCCAGUUGUUUCCUUAAAAGAAGGGGUAGCAUUAACUGUUGAAUCAUUCUCUUACUUUGCCAGAGACUCACCUUUCUCAAAGUACAAUAAAUCUGUUGAACAAUCAAAAGCGAACAAGCUCCUAGGUAGUGGGAAAGUUGCAGAUAUUUUGCUGUGGAGAGAGGAGAAGAAAACAUUUACUUGUUUUCUUUUGUUGGUUCUGCUGUAUUACUGGUUUUUCCUUACUGGGAGAACUUUUAUCUCAUCUGCUGCUAAGCUGCUGCUUCUGAUAAUCUCCGUGCUUUCUGGAUAUCAUAUGCUACCACCAAAUAUAUAUGGAUUUGCGAUUCCUAGAGUAUCAUCAUCUUGUUUUGAAAUCUCAGAAGUUGAUAUGCAAGAGAUAUUUUUAAUCAUGGCAUCUUUGUGGAAUUCACCGAGUCAUGUGGCAAGGAUAUUGGCCCAAGGAAAUGAUUGGAGUAUCUUCUUGAAGGUAUCAGCUUUGCUGUACUUUUGUAAGCUGAUGGUUUCACAUUCCUUGAUCAUAGCUAUUGGCGUAGCAUUAGUCCUUGCAUUCACCUUGUUCUUUGUUUACGAGCAAUACGAGGGGGAAAUUGAUGGAAUUGUGAAGGUCGUUUCCAGCAGGGCAAGGAAGGAGGUUUCAAAACUACCCAUGCCUUUGACCUCAAUUUUACCCGAGUGUAAACCUUUGGAAGAGAUGGGAUCUUCCCAACAUACAUUAGAUCAAAUCCCUAAUCAAGGAAAAUUAAGGAAGAUAAAAGCGGUACCUAAUGAUUGGACCAUUUGA
Molecule: messenger RNA, 1806 nt
Organism: Fraxinus pennsylvanica
Lineage: Eukaryota; Viridiplantae; Streptophyta; Magnoliopsida; Lamiales; Oleaceae
Source: the annotation of a GenBank genome assembly